UGAAGUUACAUUAAAAUAAGUUGUAAUAAGUAAUUCUGACCGGUGUUACGGUUAUUUCAAUGGUUAAGGAUUUGUCAAAAUUGAUAUUAAAGAGAAAGACGUACGUUUGCCUUCGGUCCUCGUCUUUAUUCAGCUGUUGAUCUGUUAGUGAGGUCGAAUAGGAAAUUAUAUUCAACUUAUAUACAUUUCUCUCAUUCUAUGUCUGGGUCCAGUUUAGUUUGCAUUAAUACCUAAACAUGUGGGUAAUGCCUAACUACAGUAGCCUGUCAUUGCAAGACAACCAGAGGGAGCAUUUCGGAUAGCAGAUUCAGAAAAAAGCUUUAACUUCAAUUCAAUUCUUCAGGGAACCACAAAAUCUUGCUACUACUGCUAGCAAUUCGCACAACCGCUUUCCUAUGAUCCAAUCACCUUUCCACAGAAAAGAACAAAAACAAAGCACUUUAGUAAUCCCUGUUCCAGAUAAUCUUCCUAAAACAGUGCGGCCAUUUAAGGAGAGGCCACACCGUUCGUGGACUUUGUUUAUGCGUUUGCGGCUGCGCUAAAUUCUAAUCUUAGCAUUGUUGCAUAGUUUUCGCUAAUGUAUUGUAUAAUGCCCUCAGUGCUGGUACCUGAUAGUUCCAAAUGGGUCCACACACUACUGGAGUUGUGCUGAACAAAUGGACGAGUUAAAAUAGAUUUCACGGAGACUCGCGAAUCAUUAGACCCAAGAGCGAGGACAGCUUCGUGUGUGAGUCUGCCUUUAGGUGGUGUGAUUCCCUAAAAUAUAUUAAGUAUUUAAAAUAUUCUGAAUAUCAGUGUGCUACAAAUAAUACUAUAGCCUACUCUUCUGUCUACUUGCAUGACCGAGAUGAAAUAUACACCUGACCUACUUUAAAUCUUUAGUUGCUGGUUAAUUUGGUAGGUGAUGCUCAUUAGUAACUAAAAUGUACAAAGAACAGAAGCUCAGCUGCAGCCCCGCAGAGGAGAACCCCAGGCCUGGGCUUCUCCCCCGGUCAUGGACGACCUGGAGGAGGACCUGACGUGCUCUGUGUGCUACUCGCUGUUCUGCGACCCGCGCGUGCUUCCCUGCUCCCACACCUUCUGCAAGGCCUGCCUGGACAAUGUGCAGCAGGUCUCCGGAGCCUUCUCCACCUGGCGCCUGCUGCGGGUGCCCCUCAAGUGCCCCAACUGCCGCAGCGUGGUGGAGCUGCCCCCUACGGGCGUGGAGGCCCUGCCCGCCAACGUCUCCCUGCGCGCCAUCAUCGAGAAGUACCAGCGCGACUCCUGGCCCCGCCCGCCCUUCUGCCCGCAGCACCCCCUGCAGCCGCUCAACGUGUACUGCGUGCAGGACCGCCAGCUCAUCUGCGGGCUCUGCCUGACGGUGGGCGGGCACCAGGGCCACGCCAUCGACGACCUGCAGGCGGCGCUGGCGCGCGAGCGGGAGGCGGCGGCGCGGCUGGUGGAGCGGCUGACGGACGGGCGCUGGGCGGAGCUGUGCGCGCGGGCGGAGCGGGCGGAGCAGGAGCGGGCGCGGGCCGAGGGGCAGCUGCGCCAGGACCGCGAGGCCGUCGCCCGCUUCUUCCAGGGCCUGGAGCAGACGCUGGCGCGCAAGAGGCUCGCCUUCAGCGCCGCCCUGGACGCUGCGGAGGCGGAGCUCGGGCGCGAGUACGAGCCAAUCCUGGAGCGGCUGAAGGGCAUGAAGGAGGAGCAGCUGGAGCUGCUGUCCUACGGCGCGGCGGUGGCGGAGGAGGAGGCGCCGCUGGCCUACCUGCAGAAGGUGCACGCGCUGCGGGAGCGGGUGGAGGCCCUGAUGGACACGCCCCUGCCCCAGGUGCGCCCGCUGUGCGUCUGCCCGCGGGCGGCCGACUUCCUGGAGCAGCAGUGGGCCGGGGUGACCCUCUCUGAGCUGGAGCAGUGCCCCGUCCCGCGAAUCGCCUGCUGCCACGACAGCCGCCACCGCAAGGAGGCCCCGCCCCCCUGCCCGGAGGCCCCCCACCUCUCAGCCGCUCUCCUGAUUGGUCUGCUCGCCCUGCUCAUCUCGCUGUGCCUCGGUCUGAUUGGCUUUCCUCAGGUGUUUGAGCAGGCAGUCAGAGACGCCGCGCUGUGCCUCGCCUCUCUGGCUGCAAACCUGCAGCUCCAGUCCACGUCCCUCCUCUCCUCCCUCUCAGACACAGCGGCUCAGUACCUGGCCUCCAUCGUCGAGAUUUUACUUGUUUAGUGAUUCAUUUUUUAUUGGGUCAUUUUUUUUAAGUGAAGAGAACUACAAAGAACAUAGAAUAGGGACUUUCAGAAGAUGUUCAGUUUAUAUCAUGAUAUAAGAGCAAAAUAGUGCAUAUUUUACUGUCAAUUAUCAAGCUGAGAUGUCUUCUGUACUUUCUGUAGUAAGCUUGCAUGUGUGUUUUUAAUUUUCUUUGGGGGGGGGGGGGGUGCAAUGCUGGUACUCAGUGUUAUAGCCCUGGGCUGCGAACAUGUGACGGACACUAAUGAUUUAGCUCAUAGCAUGCUAACCUGUAGCCCAGUUUUCUGUACACUGUCACUGGUGUGUUAAUGACUUCUGCUGUUGGCAUAACGACAGUGUUCAGAGAAAAUAAUUUUGAUAGCUUUUGUACCAAUGACUUACUGUAGUCUUUUAUAUCCAUGUUAAUGUCCAUUGAAUCUUUAUUGGCUAUCCAAAUGCACCUGGUUAAAAUAGCUGAGUUUAGGGUUGUGGUACGUAAAUAAGUAUUUGAAACCCACGAGUGAUUUUCCGCUUUCUCCUGUUAAAGGGACUUCCUCAUUGGCUGGGAUAUCAGAACAGUGCAUCUUAGCAAUAUUCUGCGGGUCUGUGCUAACUAAUCAUAGUGCUCCUUCCGAUCACUUGUUUUAGAGUAACUGAAUUUAAAAAAAAUAUCGGAGCACAAUUCGGAAGAUAGCGAGAGCUUCGGGAACACGUGGAGUUGAAGUGUGACGUGGAGCUCGCUUUGUGUCUGCUGGACAGAAUCGAAAUUUCAGCACUAAUUUAGCUCGAGUUCCUGGUAGCCAGGCAGUUAAGUUAGCUUCAGUGAAUGUAGCCAUUCAUUCAGUGGCUAGCACUUAGAGGGAUGCAGUGUUUGCUACAUUAUGUGCGGUAGGUUGUUAGGUAGUUUACGUAGGCUAGCUAGGGGAGUUAACAUUACCUGUCGGAUUGAUCACGUUAGCUAGAACCUGCUUUCAUCUCUCUGCUCUCUGAAAGGCCCUUUUGUAAAAACGUCCAGCAGAGUACCGAAUUGGGGACAGGUGUGUCCGGUAACUGUUAGUCUGAGUCUGGGAGAGGGUAGCCGUGUUAAAGAAUUUACAUGUAUAAAAAAUAAUUUUCUAACAUUAGGCAUCACAAACCACCGGGUAGAUGGCCAAUUAGACUAGCUAGUGAAUUUAGCAAAACCAGCAUUCAUUUGUUACUGAACUCCGUGACUAAAUGAAAAGCUGUACCUAGAAAUGUUUUUGCAUGUUCACGGUGAGUUGGGCGUGGCCAACGGACGUUAUGAUUUUAAAGAAGUUUUCAUAACGUCGUGAGCAAGACACCUAACCCCUAAUUGCUCCCAACGAGCUGAUUGGUACCUUGCAUGGCAGCCUUUCACCGUUGGUGGGUGUGUGAAUGGGUGAAUGAGAGGCAUCAAUUAUAAAAAGCGCUUUGGAUAAAAGUGCUAUGUAAAUGCAGUCCAUUUACCAUUUGGUAGUUUUAGUUAGCUGGUGGGUGGUGUGUAGCUUUAGCCUGGCCAUACAGCGAUGUGGGGCAGUUUCCCGUGGGUUUCAUGGUCUGGGGCAGCGGGAUAGUGCUGUAAGACCCUGCAGAAGCAGCCUGUACCCUUAUACCCUUAACCCGAUUAACACAAGCUGCUGAGUAAUAUGGGUCAGCUCUGCUUUUAUUACAAAUAAACCAGAGUGCAGCAGUCAGUAGACCAGGAAAGGCCUCUAAUGAAACGCGUUCACGCCGUCUGAUCUGCCACUGUAAAGUUCCCUCUCAACGAUUCCAACUUUGAACUGUUUUUACUAUGUAGUAAAAAAUAAUGUAUUUUCAAAAUUUCCAAUAAAAUCAUCAUUUCUGA
This is a messenger RNA of Anguilla rostrata (American eel), 4043 nucleotides long. RefSeq names its product tripartite motif containing 59 (gene trim59). Gene Ontology annotation, biological process: protein monoubiquitination. Gene Ontology annotation, molecular function: ubiquitin protein ligase activity; zinc ion binding. The record is from RefSeq and is a predicted model, not a curated record. The coding region runs from base 995 to 2197 and encodes 400 amino acids. Lineage: Eukaryota; Metazoa; Chordata; Actinopteri; Anguilliformes; Anguillidae. The transcript has 2 exons.